This is a messenger RNA of Pungitius pungitius (ninespine stickleback), 3337 nucleotides long. RefSeq names its product SPARC related modular calcium binding 1 (gene smoc1). The transcript is spliced from 15 exons. Gene Ontology annotation, cellular component: basement membrane. Gene Ontology annotation, biological process: extracellular matrix organization. Gene Ontology annotation, molecular function: calcium ion binding; protein binding; heparin binding. Lineage: Eukaryota; Metazoa; Chordata; Actinopteri; Perciformes; Gasterosteidae. Bases 339 to 1901 code for a protein of 520 amino acids. The record is from RefSeq and is a predicted model, not a curated record.
AAGCCGCAAUUGGAGGCGAGAGCGACUCAACCUGUGGAAGCCGCCCGUGAUGAGCAGCUGAUCCUCCCGCAGUGGAUGACUAAAAAUACAACAACAAAAAAAAAAAUCGCCAUGGUCACCGACGAGUGAUGACUUCUCGUCCCGCGCGCGCCACUUUGUGAUUAGUCAUUGGAGAAGUAGACAGAAGCGACAUAACUAGAAGGAGAGUAGAUUGCGGAGAGUGAAGCGGUGUUUUGUUUGUUUUUUGGACCUGUUGACCAUCGGUGUGACAGACGGACACACACACGCGCGCGCGCGCUCACACACAGAGACCACCUGCUGCUCACCGACCAUCAGCCAUGUUAGUGUCAAGUUUGCUGCUUUUCACCUUUUCUCGCUUUUGGGCGACUCUGUUGGUGUGCUACCUGCCUGAAGUCUGCGCACAGAAGCCUGGCUCCCGGUGGCUGAUCGGAGACAGGGACAGUCACUGUGGGGUCAUCUGCUCCCGGACACAGGGCAAGCCGGUGUGCGGCUCGGACGGCCGCAGCUACGAGACGGGCUGCGAGCUGCAGAGGGCGCGCUGCAAGGACAAGGCGCUGACACUGGCCCACCGCGGCCGCUGUCGAGGUGAGGACUCGACCCGCGUUUUCACUCCACGUAAAAAUUGGGCGAAAAUCGAUCAGUUGCCGCCGGCCCCGGCACCAACCUCCACGUCGGAGACGAGUGGCGUGGAGCUCAAAGAUGCAGGUCAGUCCAAGUGUCGCGUUGAGAGGAACCAGGCCCUGGAACAAGGCAGGAGACCUCAGGAGGCCCUGUUUAUCCCAGAAUGCAACGACGACGGCACAUUCACGCAGGUCCAGUGCCAUACGCUGACAGGUUACUGCUGGUGUGUCACCAGUGACGGCAAGCCAGUGAGUGGCUCCUCGGUGCACAACAGGACCCCGGUGUGUUCAGGAAACUUCCGUGAAUUUAUGGGAACUCAUGCUGGGACAAGUGGAUUGUCAGGGUCAGUAACCGAUAGACCACCCGGGCCACCGAACCCUGGUAGAAAAGUCUCCUUCCGUUUCUUUCUCACUCUCAACCCAGAUGAUGGCUCCAAGCCCACGCCCACCAUGGAGACUCACGUCCCCCCUGAGGGUGACGAAAUAACCGCCCCAACGCUGUGGAUAAAACAGCUGGUUUAUAAGGAGAAUAAGCAGAACAGCUCCACUUUGAGAAAGCAAGAGAAAGUUCCCUCUUGUGACCAGGAGCGACAGAGCGCACUGGACGAGGCUCGGCAGAAUCCUCGCGAGGCCAUUUUCAUCCCCGACUGCGGGGCCGCGGGCCUUUACAAGCCGGUCCAGUGCCACCAGUCCACAGGCUACUGCUGGUGUGUUCUGGUGGACACGGGACGGCCCAUUCCCGCCACAUCCACCAGGUACCAGACGCCAGAGUGUGACGACGCUGCGCGAGCACGCACCUCGGACACUGAAGACCCCUUCCAAGCCAGAGACCUGACAGGCUGCCCAGAAGGGAAGAAAGUGGAAUUCAUUACGAGCUUGUUGGAUGCCCUCACAACAGACAUGGUGCAAGCCAUAAACUCACCAGCCCCCUCCGGUGGUGGGAGGUUUGUUGAGCCUGAGCCCAGCCACACUUUAGAGGAGCGGGUGGUGCACUGGUACUUUGUCCAGCUGGACAACAAUGGCAGCCACGACAUCAACAAGAAGGAACUCAAGCCGUUUAAGAGGUACCUGAAGAAGAAAGCCAAGCCCAAGAAAUGCGCCCGCAAGUUCACCGACUACUGCGACCUGAACAAGGACAGAGCCAUUUCCCUGCAGGAGCUGAAAGGCUGCCUGGGCGUCAGCAAGGAGGGGAGCUCAACAACAAGUGGCAUCCAAGGCCCAAGGCAAGGGACUAAAUUGUUCAUAGGUCGUCUGGUGUGAGCACAGAGGGAAGCUGAGACGAGAGCAGAGGGCACAGAGGGAAGGCAUCUGUACGCCUGCUGACAGGAAAGAGAAAGAUGGGGCAGAAAAAUCACAAAAGUUAAAAAAAAAAGAGAGUGUACAGAAAAACAUGAAAAGAAAACGAAGCGGCGCCAAAAUAUUUGCACUUUCUCCUCCCUGUGUUUGACAUGUUAUCUGUUUGUACGUGUUUUUUUUUUCUUUCUCUUGAAGUGACUGCAAAGGUCUAGGUAAGAAUGAGAAUGCAUUUGUAAAAACCACUGGAGGAUGUGUAAGAUGCCACAUUUGCCCCGUGGGUUUUCGUCUGCUGUUGUGAUUAAUUUCGUCCUCGCACAACAGGAAAAGGCAGCAGCACGCAUUUUGGCUAUUGAAUAAAAUGUUUGUUUCCUCAGUUAAGCGUAGCAGCCCACACGGCUGUGGUUUGUCACUACGGAGGCGCUUAUAGUCAAAAGUUGCUCCAUACUAUGGAAAUGUGUAUGUGUCUGUCAUAUGAGGAGAACGGUGUGUAUUAGAAGCCAAACUGACAUAGUUAGCUGAGGAAGCCCCUUGCACUGCACAGAACCCUCUAGAUACAUUUACGGCUUCAAUAUCAGAUCUUUGUGAAAAACGUGGUGUGUUUUUGGUUCAGUACACAGUGCUGUAAGAACAUACCACACGGUUACUUAAAGGUGUACUUUAAGUACCAAACCCGUAGUGUUGUUUUCUGCGUGUUGUCUGCGCAAGACGCCACAAGGUUUUCAUUGUUUUCCUACUUUUGUAAAAACUUUUGGCUAACAAAAGUGACAUAGUUUUAGUUAAGAAAAAAAACAUGGCAAAAAGCUAACAUUAAUUAAUUGUGGAAAAAGUGUAUCAGUUGUCAGAAAUAACAAUGUUGUUGAAAUACUUUUAAAGUUGUGAGAAACCACUUUUACUAUCCAUUGGAUUUCAUGAUUCAAGCAGCUUUGCGAAAACCACAAUGAAGGCCGUUAGUUUACAGUCUUUUUGGUUCUAUGUAUCAUUUUAUGUUUCACUACCCUACUUGGGUCAAACAGCUUAAUCCUAUUUCCACUGUGUUGAUGGUGAAGUCUCUUCUUUUGUGUUUAUUUUGGUGAUCAUGAGCUCAUAGUGUUCUACUGGCUACCUUUACAAAUUGCAAUAGCGUCAACAAAUCUGCGACUGAGACCCCCUGGUGGGGAUUUUUUUUUUCCAAAACGCAUUACAGUCCAGAGAAUGACUUAACUAUUCCUACUCGUACCCGGAAAGAACAGUGGGACAGAUGACUAAACCCAACCAGUAAACGCAGUGAGAAGUUCACUGUCUCAGUGUCCCGUUAAUAUCGGCUCCUUUUACCCGUCGUACUCACGUUUAUUCCAGUUGUUGUCAACAAAAUGUGGCAUUCACCAAUGCCAGUUCCUAAAAUAAAUAUUUGAGUCUUCCCA